Cuscuta europaea is the source of this 14745-nucleotide messenger RNA. Lineage: Eukaryota; Viridiplantae; Streptophyta; Magnoliopsida; Solanales; Convolvulaceae. The record is from the annotation of a GenBank genome assembly.
CUCAGAAAAUCCUUACCCGUCUUCGAAUCAUGUUCUUACCUAUAAAACUCAGAAAAUGAUUCAUUGCAUAAAUAAAAGUAUAUAUAAAACUAAAAAGCAAAACGAAGAAUGAUCCCAGACACUAGUUCUACGGUAGGACCAAGGGACACAGAAUAACUAGGCGGAGAUGGAAUUGCCCCCGCCGGAGCCGGCCCUUCUAGAAGACUUCGGUCAGAAAGUUGAUCUGACUCGCAGGAUCCGGGAGGUGUUACUGAAUUAUCCAGAAGGUACCACUGUGCUGAAGGAGCUUAUACAGAACGCCGAUGACGCUGGCGCCACCAAACUUUGCCUUUGCCUUGAUCGCCGCUCUCAUGGAACCGAGGCUCUGCUCUCUGAUCGCCUAGCUCAGUGGCAGGGCCCGGCCCUGCUGGCUUACAACGACGCCAUUUUCACGGAUGAAGAUUUUGUUAGUAUCUCCAAGAUUGGAGGUAGUGCGAAGCAUGGGCAGGCUUGGAAGACCGGUCGGUUCGGGGUUGGUUUCAACUCAGUCUACCAUCUAACUGACUUGCCAUCCUUUGUCAGUGGCAAAUAUAUUGUACUAUUUGACCCUCAGGGCGCUUACCUUCCAAAUGUAUCAACCGCAAAUCCUGGGAAGCGUAUUGAGUAUGUUUCUUCUUCAGUUAUCUCAUUGUAUAAAGAUCAGUUAGAUCCAUACAUCGCUUUCAAUUGUGACAUGAAAAAUCCUUUCCGUGGAACUUUAUUUCGUUUCCCGUUGAGGAAUGCAGAUCAAGCUGCUACUAGUAUGCUCUCAAAGCAAGCCUAUUUGGAAGAUGACAUCGCCUCCAUGUUUGGUCAGCUCUAUGAGGAAGGAGUGUUCUCUCUCCUGUUUCUUAAAAGUAUACUUUCUAUAGAAAUGUAUGAGUGGGAUAUAGACAUGCCUGAACCUAGAAAGACAUACUCCUGCUCAGUGAACUCAGAUGAAUGUGAUAUAGUUUGGCAUCGGCAGACUCUUAUGCGGCAAUCAAAAGAAACCACUUUUGUAGAUUGCGAUGAUAAGUUCAAACUAAAUUUCUUAACUGAGGCAUUUACUGGAAAAUUGUCUGAGCAGAGAACAGACACAUUCUACAUGGUGCAAAAAAUGGCAUCAUCAACAAGUAGGGUUGGAUCCUUUGCAGCUGCUGCAUCAAAAGACUUUGAUAUUCGUCUUUUACCUUGGGCAUCUGUGGCAGCAUGUAUAUCAGAUAAUUCAAACAAUGAUGGUGUUCUUCAAGGUCGGGCUUUCUGUUCCCUCCCUUUGCCCAUCAAAACAGGAUUAUAUGUACAAAUAAAUGGAUUUUUUGAAGUCUCAUCAAAUCGACGUGGCAUUUGGUAUGGGGGAGAUAUGGAUAGAUCUGGUAAAGUUCGUUCUCUCUGGAACAGGCUUCUCUUGGAAGAUGUUGUUGCUCCUUGUUUUGUUCAAUUACUCCUUAGUGUUCAACAGAUACUUGGUCCAACUAAGAUUUAUUAUUCUUUAUGGCCCAAUGGUUCAUUCAAUGAGCCAUGGGAUAUUUUAGUUCAGCACAUUUACAAAAGCCUCAGUGACUUACCUGUCUUCUUCUCCACUGUCGAUGGGGGGAAAUGGGUUUCGGGUACCAAAGCUUUCCUUCAUGAUGAGGAAUUCUCAAGUAAAGAGCUUGAAGAAGCUCUUUUACAGCUACACAUGCCUAUUGUUCACUUGCCGAAUGGUUUGUUUGAUAUGUUAGUGACCCGUGUCUGUGGUAUCCAGUGGCUGGUAGUUACCCCAGAUUCUGUACGUCAGUAUCUCAAGGGUUGUAAACAAAUCAACUCGAUUGAUAGGCCACACAGGUUGAUGCUGCUUGAGUAUUGCAUUCAGGAUUUGGUUGAUGCAGAUGUCGGCAAGCAUACAGUUGGCUUACCUUUGCUCCCUUUAGCAAAUGGUGACUUUGGAUCAUUUUCAGAACCUAAUGGUGGAACCUCUUAUUUUAUUUGCAAUAGAUUGGAAUACACACUUCUUCGAAGUGCUGUUGAUAACAUUAUUGACUACGAAAUUCCUUGCCACAUAUUAAAUAGACUGUUGGCUGUCGCAAAUGCAUCAGGGGCAAACCUCUUUUCAUUUAACAUUGAUGAAUUUCUUACAUUAUUACCAAAUUUUUUCCCAGCUGAAUGGAGAUAUAAACCUAAAGUUUCUUGGGAGCCAGACUCUGAUACCGCUAACCAUCCCAGUUCUUCAUGGUUUAAGCUUUUCUGGCAAUACAUCAGGGAUGAAUGUGAGAAGCUAUCCACUUUUGAAGAUUGGCCUAUAUUACCAUCACUUUCUGGCUAUUUGUAUAGACCAUCAAAGCAUGUGAAAAUGUUGAAUUCAGACAAAUUAUCUGAACAGAUGCGGCAUAUUUUACUUAAUAUUGGGUGCGUGUUGCUAAACACACAAUGGGGUAUUGACCACCCUGAUAUGUAUCCUUAUGUGUAUGAAGCUGAUUGUGUCGGAGUUUUGAAGUCUAUCUUUGAUGUUGCCUCUUCAAGUCACAACAAUAGACAGACAUUUCUUCAAAACCUGGAAGCUGCACAAAGAGAUGAGCUGCGUAGGUUCCUUUUGGAUCCAAAGUGGUACAUCGGUAAUUAUGUGGAUGAUUCUGACAUAGAAAAUUGCAAGAGGCUACCUAUCUACAGAGUUUAUGGUGGGGGGUCUUCUGAAAAUAUUCAGUUCUCCAAUUUGGUAAACCCUAAAAAAUACUUGCCUCCCCUGGAUUGUCCUGAGUGCCUCUUUUCUGGUGAGUUCAUUAUCAGUUCUUCGAGUACUGAAGAAGAGGUACUAACUAGAUAUUUUGGAACUAAACGAAUGGGGAAGCCGGAAUUUUAUAAGCUACAUGUGGUUACCAAGAUCAAUGAAUUAGACCCUAAUGUUCGUGACAGCAUCAUGCUUUCAAUUCUGAAAGAGUUACCACAACUGUGCUGUGAAGAUAUAUCUUUUAGAGAGAUACUGAAAAAUUUGAAUUUUAUUCCCACAUCUGGCGGCUCUUUAAAGAGUCCAGCUGUGCUAUACGAUCCACGGAAUGAAGAACUAUAUUCUCUUCUUCAAGAUUCUGAUUCCUUUCCUUCCGGUGCUUUCAAUGACUUUGAUGCUUUGGAGAUGUUAAAAGGUUUGGGUCUUAGGACUACUGUGUCUACUGAGGCACUCAUACAGAGUGCUCAGGAAGUUGAGCUGUUAAUGCACAGGAAUCAAGAAGUGGCUCAAUCUAGAGGCAAAGUACUUCUGUCAUAUCUUGAAGUGAAUUCAAUGAAGUUGCUACAUGGUCCUCCCGAAGAUAACCAACUAACGAUGAACAGAUUGUUUACCAGAGCUGCUAAUGUGCUUAAACCUCUCUCUAUAAGAUCUGACUUUGAAAAGUUUUGGAAUGACCUUCGCCUUAUUUCUUGGUGCCCAGUUCUUGUUCAUUCUCCAUACCAGUCUUUGCCAUGGCCUGCUGUAUCUUCUAUGGUUGCUCCUCCUAAGGUCGUAAGGCCAUAUGCAGACUUGUGGCUUGUUUCUGCCAGCAUGAGAGUACUGGAUGGAGAAUGCUCCUCUUCAGUUUUAUCUAAUCAACUUGGUUGGUCCUCCCCACCUGGUGGAAGUAUAAUCGCGGCUCAACUUCUUGAACUUGGAAAAAAUAAUGAGGUUGUUUUUGAUCCAGAGCUUCGUCAGGAAUUGGCUUUAGCAAUGCCUAGGAUAUACUCUAUACUGUCAGCCAUGCUUGGUUCAGAUGAAAUGGACAUUGUAAAGGCUGUUUUAGAGGGUUGCCGAUGGAUUUGGGUGGGUGAUGGAUUUGCCACCCCAGAUGAGGUUGUCCUGAACGGACCACUUCAUUUAGCUCCUUAUAUGCGUGUCAUACCUAUUGAUCUAGCAGUUUUCAAAGACUUGUUCUUUGAGCUUGGCAUUCGGGAGUCAUUGAGACCUAGUGAUUAUGCUAGUAUAUUAUGUCGAAUGGCUAAUAGAAAAGGUGCCCUUCCCUUGGAUGCUCAGGAAAUUAAGGCUGUCAUAUUGAUCGCACAACAUCUGUCUGAUGUACAGCUUUAUGAAGAUAAAAUUAAGAUCUAUCUCCCUGAUUUGUCAUGUCGGUUGUUUAAUGCUACAGAUCUGGUCUAUAAUGACGCUCCCUGGUUGCUUGAUUCAGACAAUCCUGACUCCACCAGUGGGUCUACCAUGCCCUUACAUUCAAAACAAUUUGUCCAAAGAUUUGUGCAUGGAAAUAUUUCCAAUGAUGUAGCCGAGAAGCUUGGGGUAAGAUCUUUUCGAAGGAUGCUUCUUGCAGAGAGUGCAGAUUCUAUGAAUAUGACCUUAUCUGGUGCUGCUGAAGCAUUUGGUCAACAUGAGUCAUUGACAACCAGACUGAGACACAUCCUUGAAAUGUAUGCUGAUGGGCCUGGAGUUCUCUUUGAACUAGUGCAAAAUGCUGAGGAUGCAAAUGCAACAAAGGUGACAUUUCUAUUGGAUAAGACUCAGUAUGGGGCCUCAUCUGUUCUCUCUCCUGAAAUGGCAGAUUGGCAGGGCCCUGCAUUGUACUGCUUCAAUGAUUCGGUUUUCAGUGCCCAAGAUUUGUAUGCAAUCUCUCGUGUUGGUCAGGAAAGUAAACUUGAGAAACCAUUUUCUAUUGGAAGGUUUGGACUGGGAUUUAAUUCUGUUUAUCACUUCACAGAUAUUCCAACUUUUGUUUCUGGGGAAAAUGUUGUUAUGUUUGAUCCUCAUGCCUGUAAUUUGCCUGGGAUAUCUCCUUCCCACCCUGGUCUGCGAAUCAAGUUUGUGGGAAGAAGAAUAUUUGAACAAUUCCCUGACCAAUUCUCCCCAUUUCUUCAUUUUGGCUGUGAUCUCCAAAAUCCAUUCCAGGGUACCCUUUUCCGUUUCCCUCUCCGGAAUGCUACUGCUGCGUUGAGAAGCCAAAUCAAGAAAGAAGUUUAUGAACCCGAUGAUGUCCUAGAUCUUUUUGCUUCAUUUUCUAGAGUUGUUUCUGAGACUUUGCUUUUCUUAAAAAAUGUGACAAAUAUCUCCAUUUUUGUGAAGGAACGGGCUAACAGUGAAAUGCAGUUGAUACAUUCAGUUCAAAAGCAAUAUAUUUGUGAGCCUGAAGGUGAAAAUGAUUCAUUUCAUCAUGUGUUUGGCCUGAUAUCUAAGAAUCAGACUAACAUGGAUAAGGCUCAGUUGCUUAACCAUUUAUGCAGAUCUUUAGACACAAAGUUUCAAUCAAAAUGUCAGAAAAUUCUGCUGUCAGAGAAGGGCCCAUUAGAGGUUCGGUCAUAUUUGUGGCUGGUAAGUGAGUGCUUGGGUAACAUACGUAGCAGGAGUUACCUUGAAAGGUUUGGUGAGAUGAAUAAAUGUGUUCCAUGGGCUUGUAUCGCUACACGUCUGCACUCUGUAGAUGUUGCAAAAGAAGGUCUUGGGAGUGAUAACUCUCCCGAGGGAACUGCAGUCAUUACUUCUGACAUGCUUGAUGGCUCCCUAGCUUCUGCUGAAGCUAUAAGAUCUGCUGAGGGACGUGCCUUCUGCUUUCUGCCACUCCCAGUAUUUACUGGCCUUCCUGUGCAUGUCAAUGCUUACUUUGAGUUGUCAUCAAACAGAAGAGACAUAUGGUUUGGAAAUGACAUGGCAGGGGGUGGGAAAAAGCGGUCAGAGUGGAAUACGUUUCUACUUGAAGAUGUUGCCGCUCCAGCAUAUGGCCAUUUGAUCGAAAAAGUUGGUUCCGAAAUCGGACCAUGUGAUAUGUUUUUUAGCCUUUGGCCGAUGAUGGUGGGAUUUGAACCGUGGGCAUCAAUGAUGUUGAAAUUCUACAAUUAUAUCUCAGAAGGUAAUCUCCGUGUGUUGCAUACAAGAGCAAGAGGGGGGCGCUGGGUCUCCACAAAGCAAGCAAUUUUUCCUGACUUUUCAUUUUCGAAGGCAUCCGAACUUGUAGAAGCAUUGUCAGAUGCUUGUUUACCCAUUGUAUCUGUUCCUAAGGCUAUUGCGGAUAACUUUUUGCAAAUUCACCCAUCACUUCAUUUCCUCACACCUCAAUUGCUACGGACUCUUCUAGUAAGGAAACAACGUGAGUUUAGAGAUAGAACUGCCAAAAUCUUGACCUUGGAAUAUUGCUUGCUUGAUUUGCAGAGUCCUUUUCAAUCUGAAAGUUUUUACGGCUUGCCACUUUUACCUCUAUCAAAUGGCCUGUUCACAAAACUCGAGAAGAUAGGUUCCAGUGAGCCAAUUUAUAUUGCAAAUGGAGAUGGGUAUGAUCUUCUUAAGGAUUCUCUUCCACACCAACUUAUAGAUGUAAACAUUUCUGCUGGUCUUUAUGGGAAGCUGUGUGAAAUAGCUCAAAGUGAGAAUUUCAAUGUUACUUUCUUGACAUGCUCUUUGCUUGAGAAACUCUUUAUAAGAUUACUGCCAGCAGAGUGGAAGCAAACUAAACAAGUAAUCUGGGUACCUGGUUCUGGGGGACAUCCAAACCUGGAGUGGGUGAAGCUAUUGUGGAACUAUCUCAAUUGUCAUUGUGAUGAUCUUUCAUUGUUGUGUAAUUGGCCCAUUUUGCCAAUAGAAAAUAGUUACCUCAUGCAGCUUGCUGAAAAUUCUAAUGUGAUCAUGGAUGGAGGCUGGAGUGAAAAUAUGCUCUCACUGUUGCUUCGUGUUGGAUGCUUUGUAUUGAUGCGUGACCUUCCAAUAGAGCAUCCCCAGUUGACACUGUAUGUUCAACCUCCAACUGCAUCUGGUGUCUUAAAUGUAUUACUUGCAAUUUCUGGGGCGCCAGAAAAAGUAGAGGAGCAUUUUAGUAAUGCAUUUGAUGUGGAACUGCAUGAACUAAGACGCUAUGUUCUCCAGUCCAAGUGGUUCUCUGAAGGCUCACUUAGUAGUAUUCACAUGGACACAAUCAAACACAUCCCGAUGUUUGAGUCAUUCAAGAGCAGGAAGUUUAUAUCUCUAAGUAGGUCAAUAAAUUGGCUUACCCCAAACAAUGCAUGUGAUGAUUUCUUAAAUGAUGAUUUUUUAAGGGUGGAGUCAGAUAAAGAGAGAAUUAUCCUCAAUAAGUAUUUUGCUAUCAGUGAGCCCGCACAUGUUGUAUUCUACAAGGAUUACAUACUCAAUCGCAUGCCAGAGUUCAUUUUAAAGGAAGGGUUCCUCUCAGCUCUUUUACAGGACAUGAAUAUUUUGAUUGAAAAAGAUGAUUUUUUCAAAACAGAAAUUUCUAAGACAGCUUUUGUCUCAACUUGCAGUGGGUCCUGGAAAGAACCAUUCAGGCUUUAUGAUCCCCGUAUUUCUGAACUGAAACUGCUGCUCUAUCCUGGAGCAUUCUUUCCAGACGAGUGCUUUUCAGAUCCUUUUGCGUUAGAGGUUCUUGGAAAGCUGGGGCUCAGGGAAACGUUAGGGUUUACUGGUUUGCUUGACUGUGCUAGGACGGUGUCAAUGUUGCAUGAUUUGAACGAGUCUGAAGCAAUAGUGUAUGCUAGGAGGCUGCUUAAAUUGCUGGAGGCAGUUGCACUAGGAUUCUCGUCCAAUGAUGAGGGAGAAAGCUUAGGAAAUCCUAAAACUGCAAAGGAAUGUCAGAUUAAAAGCCUCGCUAUUGUUGAUGAGGAGAAACAUACUGCUGAUGGUUUUGAGAGCACUCUCUUCAGCUUCAGUUUUCUCUUCAGCCACUGGAUUGAUGAUAUGCCGCAAGAACAGUUUUGGUCUGAAUUAAGAUCUAUCAGCUGGUGUCCAGUAUAUGAUGAUCCACCUAUAGGUGGACUUCCGUGGUUUGCAGCUGGCAAGAACAUAGCAAUGCCAUUUAGUGUCAGGCCGAAGUCACAGAUGUGGAUGGUGUCUUCUAUGAUGCAUAUCUUGGAUGGGGAUUGUUCAGAUAUGCUACAAUGUAAACUUGGCUGGAACAGUCGUUUGAAUGUUGAUAUUUUGUCUACACAGUUAAUUGGCUUAUCCAACUCUUAUGCUAAGAUUUGUGAAAAUUUGGAUACAGUACCUAAUCUUGAUUCUGAAUUGCAGAAGCACGUAUAUUCAGUUUAUAAGCAGAUGCAAGAAUACAUUCAUACGGAAGACUUUGAGUCUCUUAAAUCUGCAUUAGUCGGCAUUCGCUGGGUCUGGAUAGGAGAUGAUUUUGUAUCCACUGAUGUACUUGCAUUUGAUUCUCCAUUGAAAUUUAGUCCUUACUUGUAUGUUGUGCCAUCAGAGCUAGCUGAAUUCAGAGAUUUGCUUGUGGAAUUAGAUGUGAGAUAUAAUUUUGAGGUUAAUGAUUACUUGCAUGUUCUGCAAAAGUUACAAAAUGACGUAAAAGACAGCACCCUUUCAUCCGAUCAAUUGAGCUUUGUUCAUUGUAUUCUGGAAGCUAUUGCAGAUUUGAGGCUCGAUUUAUUAAAGUUUGAAGGUUCCGUUAGUCAAUUACUAAUUCCAGAUUCUUCUAGUGUUCUUGUGAAGUCAGGAGAACUUGUUUACAAUGAUGCUCCAUGGAUGCAGAGUGACACCCUUGUUGGACAACGGUUUGUACAUCGUUGCAUCAGCCAUGAUCUUGCUCAAAGAUUGGGCAUCCAAUCACUUCGUUCUGUCUCUUUAACAAGUGAAGAUAUGAUGAAAGAUUUGCCAUGCAUGGACUACUCUAAAAUACAUGACCUUGUAGAGCUGUACGGAAGCAGAGACUUCCUUUUGUUUGAUGUGCUUGAGUUGGCAGAUUGCUGCAAAGCUAAAAAGCUGCACUUUAUUCUUGACAAAAGAGACCAUCCAUGUCAGUCACUUAUGCAAAAUAAUCUUGGCGAUUUUCAAGGUCCCGCACUGAUAGCUAUUGUUGAAGGGGGCAGUUUGAGUAAAGAUGAAGUAGCUAGUCUUCAAUACCUUCCUCCAUGGAGUCUGCAUGGGCAGACAGUUAAUUAUGGACUAGGGCUACUUAGUUGUUUCUCAAUAACUGACUUUCUGUUCGUUGUUUCUGAUGGCUGCUUGUACAUGCUUGAUCCGAGAGGUUUAGUUCUUCCUUUGUCUGAGAAUCGUACAUCUACUGCAAAAGUGUUCUCACUUCGAGGUACUAAUUUAGUAGGACGGUUUCAUGAUCAAUUCAGUCCUUUGCUGAUUGGUGAAAGUAUGCAAUGGUCUGAGUCAAAAUCUACCAUCAUACGUAUGCCACUUUCUUCAGAAAUCAUGAAGGAAGGAAUUGAAUCUGGCUUGGCAAGGGUUACCAUGAUAUUUAAAAAGUUUAUCGAGCAUUCCUCAGCAUCUAUCUUGUUUCUAAAAUCUGUUUUGCAGGUUUCAUUGUCAACAUGGGAGAAAGAAAGCCUUCAGCCCACCUUGCAUUAUUCAGUUGAUGUGGAUCCCUCAUUUGGUAUCAAAAGGAACCCCUUUUCAGAGAAGAAGUGGAAAAAAUUCCAACUAGCAAGUUUAUUUUGCAGCUCAAGUGCUGCAGUGAAGCUGCAAAUCAUUGAUGUGAAUGAGCUGAAAGGAACGAAUAGAGUAACAAGUCGUUGGCUUGUUGCUCUUAGUCUUGGAUCUGGACAAACAAGAAAUAUGGCACUUGAUAGGCGGUACAUGGCGUACAAUCUUACUCCAGUAGCUGGAGUUGCAGCAUUGAUAUCACAAAAUGGAAAGCCUAGUGAUACCCGUUUGCUUAGUAGUAUCAUGUCCCCGCUUCCUCUAUCUGGAGGUGUAAACAUGCCUGUCACUAUUAUCGGAUAUUUCCUUGUAUGUCACAACCGGGGCCGUUUCCUUUUCCAGUGCCAAGACGAGGAAGCCUCCGCUGGGACAAGGCUUGGUGCUGGGUAUCAGUUGAUUGAAGACUGGAAUCAAGAGCUGAUGUGCUGCGUUCGUGAUGCUUAUAUAAAAUUGAUCCAAGAAAUGCAGAAGUUAAGAAGAGAGCCAUCAACUUCGACCCUUGAGUCAAGUUUGAUCCGUGUUGCAAGUACGACUUUGAAUGCUUAUGGAGAUGAAAUAUACUCUUUCUGGCCUAGGUCUUUUGAGAACAAACUGAUUAAUCUAGAAAUAGAUAUGAAUGAUUCUUGGCCUGUGAAAGCCUUUAAGGCAGAUUGGAGUUGCAUAAAAAAACAGGUUAUAAAGCCGUUUUAUGCUAGCAUGAUUGAGCUGCCUGUCUGGAGACUUUACUCAGGAAAUCUGGUCUGUGCUAAAGAGGGUAUGUUUCUUUCUCAACCUGAAAGUGGAGCGGAAGGUUGCUUGCUUCCUGUUACUGUUUGUGCCUUUGUGAAAGAACAUUAUCCUGUCUUCUCAGUCCCAUGGGAAUUGAUGACUGAAAUUCAGGCGUUAGGUGUUAUAGUGAGGGAAAUUAAACCAAAAAUGGUGCGUGACCUUCUUCGAGCUUCCUCAACCUCUAUUGUUCUUCAGUCAGUUGAUACUUAUAUCGAUGUUCUUGAGUAUUGCUUAUCUGAUAUCAUUGUUCUUGAACCUUGCCCAUCAAAUGCCACUGUUGGGUUGAGUGGAAUGAACAGCUCUGAUUGCUCUGCUUCUCCUCCUACCAUUCGAGGAUCAAGCGUACAGAGGCAACAGAUUGAUAGUAUUACCCCAACUUCAAGCAGUUCUGGAGGAGAAGCCCUUGAAAUGAUGACAAACUUGGGAAAGGCUAUAUUUGGUUUUGGCCGUGUUUUAGUUGAAGAUAUUGGAAGAACAGAUGGCAAUCUGUAUCAAAGAAGUAAUCUCACAGGAAGCCUUAAUUGUAGGAGUGAAGACAACCAGAAAGUAUUGUCUGUAGCUGCAGAAAUCAGAGGCUUACCCUGUCCAACUGGAACAAAUCAUCUGACCAGAUUAGGGGCUACUGAAAUAUGGGUAGGAAACAAGGAGCAACAGUCACUGAUGCUUUCUUUGGCAGCAAAUUUUAUUCAUCAUAAAGUUUUGGAGAGAUCAACCUUGGUAAAUAUUUUUUCCAACAGAUCUGUUCAACCACUUUUGAAAAUGCAAAGCUUUUCACCUUCACUGUUGGCUAAUAACAUCAAAUUCAUUUUUCAUGAAAACUGGGUUAGUCAUGUAACCGAAUCCAAAAUGGCUCCGUGGUUUUCAUGGGAGAAAGCUGCUAAUUCUUAUAGUGAAUGGGGUCCUUCUCCUCAUUGGAUUAGGCUUCUUUGGAAGACGUUUGAUUCAUUAGAUAACCAUUCUCUUUUCUCUGAGUGGCCCCUUGUUCCUGCCAUUCUUGGUCGCCCAGUUCUAUGCCGUGUAAGGGAGCGUCAUCUUCUGUUCAUUCCACCCCUUGAUAUCCUUGCAAGUACUAAAUUCAGAGAAAUGGGGGAUGCAGAAAGAGACUUGCCCGGAUUAUCUUCUGAAUCUGAUUUGAUUCACUCCUACAAGUUAUCUUUUGAAGUUCUAGAGGAAAAGUACCCUUGGUUGUUAUCGUUGCUUAAUCAGUUCAAUGUACCAAUAUUUGAUGUUGCCUUUAUGGAUUGCGCCGCUGCUUGCCAAUGUUUACCCGUGGAUGGACAAUCUUUAGGGCAAAUCAUAGCUUCUAGGCUUGCUGCAGCUAAAAAGGCCUGCUAUUUUACUCACCCCACGUCCUUGUCGGAUUCUGACUGUGAUGAGCUUUUUAGACUAUUUGCUUCUGAUUUCUCUUCUAAAGGAUCUGGAUAUGGAAGAGAGGAACUAGAGGUAUUACGUGAUCUUCCUAUUUACAAGACAGUUACGGGAUCAUAUACUAGAUUGCAGGGACAUGAUUUGUGUGUGGUUGCUUCUAAUACUUUUCUCAAGCCAUAUGAUGAACGCUGUCUAACACACUCUGUAGAUUCUAGUGACACUCGUUUACUUAGAGGUCUUGGCAUCCCUGAGAUGCAUGAUCGACAAAUUUUGGUAAAAUUUGGGUUGCCCGAGUUUAACAUGAAGAGUAAGUCUGAGCAGGAGGACAUUUUGAUUUAUCUUUGCAUGAAUUGGCAGGAUAUAGAAAAAGAUUCAUCAAUUAUUGAAGCUCUUAAAGAAGCACAUUUUGUUAGAAGUGCUGAUGAGACAUCAUUACAACUGUUCAAACCCCAAGAUCUUUUUGAUCCUGGCGAUGCUCUUUUAGCAUCAGUGUUUUCCGGUGUUGGAAGGAAAUUUCCUGGAGAAAGGUUCAUAUCUGAUGAAUGGUUACAAAUUUUAAGGAAAGUUGGACUUCGAUCUUCGGCUGAUGCUGACAGUGUGCUUGAAUGUGCCAAGAGAAUUGAAUUACUUGGAAGACAAUGUGUGAAAAAGACACUGGAUGAGUCUAAAAGUGAAUUGUUCAGCAUGGUGGAUGAGGUAUCCUCCGAGAUUUGGUUGUUAGCUGAAAGUUUGGUAAAAUUUACUAUUUCAAACUUUGCGGUGCUAUACAGUAGCCACUUUUGCAAGCUUCUUGGACAGAUCGUCUUUGUUCCUGCUGAAAAGGGCCUCACAGAUAUUGGUGCUAAAGAAUGUAGUAAAAGAGUACUGUGCUCAUAUAAUAAUGCUCUUUUAUUGAAGGAUUGGCCACUUGCUUGGAGUUGUAUACCGAUCCUUUCUAGAAACAAUGCUGUUCCACCUGAGUACUCUUGGGGAGCACUCAGUUUGAGGAGUCCUCCAUCAUUUUCAUCUGUUUUGAUGCACCUUCAGAUCAUUGGAAGAAAUGGCGGUGAAGACAUACUCUCCCACUGGCCAACUGCGUCUGGUUCGAAGACUAUUGAUGAAGCUUCUAUUGAAGUAUUGGAGUAUCUACAAAAUGUCUGGGGCACCCUCUCUUCGUCAGACUUAAAGGCUCUGUGCCAAGUUGCUUUCAUUCCAGCUGCAAACGGGACACGUUUGGUGAUGGCAAGCUCACUUUUUGCACGUCUGACUGUGAAUCUCUCCCCAUUUGCAUUUGAACUUCCUGCUGUCUACCUAUCUUUUGUCAAUAUUCUUAGAGAUUUGGGCCUUCAUGAUACACUUUCUGUCAACACAGCAAAAAAUCUUCUGUCAAGUCUUCAAAAAGCAUGUGGUUACCAACGGCUCAAUCCUAAUGAAUUUCGUGCAGUACUGGAAGCUGUGGAUUUCAUUUGUGAUGAAAGAAAUUGUGCUGCAGCAACUAGCUGGGAUUCUGAUGCAAUAGUCCCAGAUGACAGUUGCAGGCUCAUUCAUGCAAAGUCAUGUGUUUAUAUUGAUUCUUAUGGUUCAUAUUAUUUGAAAUAUAUCGAUACUUCAAGGCUAAGAUUUGUUCACCAAGAUCUUCCGGAGAGAAUAUGUAUCGCCUUGGGUAUUAAAAAGCUUUCCAAUGUUGUCAUUGAGGAACUGGAUGGCAUGGAACAUUUUCAAAGACUGGACUAUAUUCAUUCGGUCCCAGUUUCAUUCAUCAAACAGAAGUUAUUAAGUAAAUCCUUUCAAGCUGCUGUAUGGAGUGUUGUUAGAAGUAUAUCCUGUAAUACUCAAGGAUUUGGUAGUACAGUCAUGGAGGAUAUGAAAAGGCCAUUGGAGUCAAUUGCUGACAAGAUACAUUUCGUUCAGCGCUUGUAUACUCGCUUUGUGCUGCUCCCAAAGUGUGUGGAUAUUACUAAAGCCAGGGAGGACUCUAUUUUCCCAGAGUGGAAGGAUAAUCGUCACAGGGCUCUGUGCUUUGUUGAUCAAUCUAAAACCUGUGUUUUAAUUGCUGAACCACCAGAGUAUGUAUCGUUCCCUGAUAUUGCUGCGAUCAUUGUAAGCAGAAUAUUGGACUGCCCAUUCCCACUCCCUAUUGCUUCUCUAUUUCUUUGUCCCGAGGGUUCAGAGAUUGCAAUGGUUGAUGCAUUGAAUCUUUGUGGUCAAAUGAGUGCAAACGGGGCUGGAGGUAGUAAAGAUGAUUUGCUGGGCAAAGAAAUACUCCCGCAAGAUGCUCUCCAUGUGCAAUUUCACCCAUUAAGACCUUUUUACGCUGGAGAAAUAAUUGCUUGGCGAUCAGGAAGUGGAGAAAAGUUGAAGUACGGUAGAGUUCCAGAGGAUGUGAGACCACCAGCAGGGCAAGCUAUCUACAGGUUCAAGGUUGAAACACUGACAGGGGUGGGACAAUCUAUUCUUUCUUCAAACGUCUUCUCAUUCAGAUGUGUUACCGUCGCUAGUGAGGCUUCUGCUUUAGCAGACCACAAGCCCACCACUGUAAGCAUUAAUGCUGAAAGUUCUGAAACAGUCAAAUUGAGGUUUCCUCAGGGGAAACAAAACCAGGUACAGGAAUUACAACAAGGCCAUGUUUCUGCUGAAGAAUUAGUCCAGGCAAUUCGUGAGAUGCUUUCAGCUGCAGGGAUAGAUAUGGAUGUUGAAAAGCAAUCACUACUACAAUCUACGAUCUCACUGCAAGGACAACUAAAGGAGUCUCAAGCAGCUUUUCUGCUUGAACAGGAGAAGUCUGAAAUGGCUUCUAAAGAAGCUGAGACAGCCAAAGCGGCUUGGGUGUGUAGGAUCUGCCUCAACAAUGAAGUAGAUGUUACUGUAGUGCCAUGUGGUCAUGUGCUUUGCCGAAGAUGUUCAUCUGCAGUUUCGAGGUGUCCAUUCUGCAGAUUGCAAGUCUCCAAGGUUAUGAAAAUAUUCAGGCCCUGAAUCAGCUUCAUGGAAGAACUUGUGACUUGCAGUAUGUUCACCUACACACAGGUCUAACUUAAAAAGUUAUAAAAAGUUGCAUACACAUUUGCUCGUUAAUGCCUAGUUAUUUGAUAGAUAAUUGGAAUUCAAAAAUCAACCUCCUGCAUAUCUUUUAGUUAAAUCCUAAAGUGUAAAGUAAUACAAAUGUUAUAACCAGUGGAAUAAUUUACUUUUACAGCAUAAUAUAUAUUAAUUCCGUCUCAAAAUUAGAAGAAAUAAAUGUUGUAAUUGUACUCCAUAUACCACCUAAAAAGGUGUUCCUCUGAGUAUUUAUAGUCUAGUGUGAAUCUUUC